This is a messenger RNA of Symbiodinium necroappetens, 771 nucleotides long. NCBI's taxonomy places the organism in Eukaryota, Dinophyceae, Suessiales, Symbiodiniaceae. The record is from the annotation of a GenBank genome assembly.
AUGGCGGGCCGCAGACACCCUUCAGGCUCGCGCCUGCUGGCAAUCUUGGGCAUCGUGCUGGCGGCAAGCCAGCUCCGUACACGAACUCUAUUCGUCCAGGUUUCGUCUUCUUCGAGGCUGAUGCCGGCAGCCAGGAACCCGCUGAGUCAUAUCCCUCGAUUUGCCGAGGAAGAAGGCGAUUCAGCGACAACAGAGCCCAAGACCGAAGAAGCCGAGGUUGAGGCUCCGGCACCUGAAUCAGUGACUCCCUUGUUCCAGGAGCUGAACGUGACCAGCACAUCACAAGCCAAGAAGCUCAAGGGUGCGAUGGUUGCGAUUUUCAACACCGGAGAAAGGGCUGCAGAUCUUGUUCUACUAUCGCCGCGGAACAGGAGCACCAUGCUGUAUGCGAUCGCGGAGAUGCCCCAGGAGUUUCGACCUGCGGCACAGUUUCUGCUGCGCCAGCGUGAUCGCAAAAUGAGGGUGCGAGUGCUCCAGCACUUCCAGCCAGUCGCGGAUGCUGACGCUGAGGAGAUGCGGGUUUCGAAGACAACGAACUCUACGAAGCUCGGAUCCGCAAUUAUGAGCAAGUUUGUGGAUGUCGCCGGCAACAAUUUGAAGCGAACGGUCAAGCUUGAGUUCCAGGGGGCAUUCACGGCUUCCAUUGCCAUGGAAGCCAUCGAGAAGGCUCAGCACAAAGCCCACCGCCAAUUUACAUGGACGGUGCGCAAGGUGUUCAAGCCAGAAUCGGAAGGUGGCAUCACUACCAGAAUGACUAUUGUCGCAACCUGA